UCCCAGCAGCCCCCGCGCCGUUUCCGUGGCGACGGUGUCAAACAACCACGCCCUCCGAGGCAAGGAGCUUUAAGCAUGGCCGGGCGUCGCGGGUCCGGGACCAGGAAAGGAGUUUUAUAGCUGCUUUUAGACAUCAUCUGUGGAUUUUCCAUAUUUCUGGCAUCAGUAAACACUUCCUGCCCGACUCUCGACCAUUAACCGGGAAGCCUGACUGUUUCUGUGAAAGAACAAGUGAGCUUUACCUUGGAGCAAUGCUGAAAUUUCAAGAGACUGCUAAGUGCCUGAGUGGUUCUACAGCCAUUUCCAAGUGUCCAACUACCUUGAUCGCAAGAAGAUAUGUUCUUCAGCAGAAACUUGGCAGUGGAAGUUUUGGAACUGUCUAUCUGGUGUCAGACAAGAAAGCCAAACAGGGAGAGGAACUAAAGGCACUCAAGGAAAUCUCUGUUGGAGAAUUAAAUCCGAAUGAAACUUUUCAGGCCAAUGUGGAAGCCCAGCUCCUUUCUAAGCUAAAUCAUCCAGCCAUUGUCAAGUUCCAUGCAAGCUUCGUGGAGCAGAACAAUUUUUGCAUUAUCACAGAAUACUGUGAGGGCCGAGAUCUGGACUAUAAAAUUCAGGAAUAUAAAGAAGCUGGGAAAAUCUUUCCUGAAAACCAGAUAGUAGAAUGGUUUAUCCAGUUGUUGCUUGGAGUUGAUUAUAUGCAUGAGAGGAGGAUACUCCAUCGCGACUUGAAAUCAAAGAAUAUCUUUCUGAAAAAUAAUCAACUUAAAAUCGGGGAUUUUGGAGUUUCUCGACUGCUGAUGGGAUCGUGUGAGCUGGCUACAACUUUGACUGGGACUCCCUAUUACAUGAGUCCUGAGGCCCUGAAGCACCAAGGCUAUGAUGCCAAGUCUGACAUCUGGUCACUGGCAUGCAUUUUAUAUGAGAUGUGUUGCAUGGAUCAUGCAUUUGCUGGUUCCAGUUUCUUGUCUGUAGUUUUAAAUAUUGUUGAAGGCGACACACCUUCACUUCCUGAGAGAUACCCACAAGAACUAAACACCAUCAUGGAACGCAUGUUGAACAAGAGUCCUUCACUGAGACCAUCUGCUGUAGAAGUUCUAAAAGUCCCUUACAUUGACGAGCAGCUUCAGCACCUGAUGUGUAAAUAUUCAGAAAUGACGCUGGGAGACAAGAACUCGGUUUGUCAGAAGGAUGCUGUUCAUAUAAUUAAUGCCAUAAAGAUUGUGGAAGAAAAAUAUAAAGAAAAUAACAAAUGGAUGCAGGAAUCGAGAUCCCAGAAUUUUGAACAUCCGAGCGUCAAUGUGCCCCAUGAAUUAGAUGAACGGACUUCAGAGAACCUGCCUGAGCCUCAUUCUCUUCCUUCCCUGGACCUCGAUGAAGUUGAACCAAGUUUGGAUGACACCAUAGUUGGCCUUGGACAUUAUGCUGUGGUGCUUUUCUCCACGGAUAAUGAUGACUCAGCCUACGCAUCAGCUAGACACCUGCCCCUGAGAGAUGUCAGAAGCACCUGGAGAACUCUGCAGUCUACUAGGAUCCCAGAAGACCCACUUGUUGCUGAAGAGUAUUAUGCUGAUGUAUUUGAUUCCUGUUCUGAGGAGAGUGAGGAACAGGAGGAAGAAAUGGUGUUCUCAGGAGCAGAGCCAGAAAUGAGGGACAGAGGAGCCCCGCCUGCUUACAGAGCAAACCAACAGGACAGUGAUAUUGAAGCCCUGGUUGGGUGUUUGGAAAACGUCCUGGGUUGUACCUCUCAAGGUGUGUCACACUGACAAUGGAGAUUAUCCAUCACAGUGUAUGUGAUGUGGUAUAUGAAUACACAUGUGUGUGAGGUCAGAAGAGGAUGUCAGGUACCUUGCACUAUCAACCUUUGCCUUAUUCCUUUGAGCCAGGGUCUCUCACUAAAUCUCCAUCUGGGCUGGCAACCAGCAAGCCCCCAACAAUUCUCCUGUCUCUUACCCCGAGAGCUGUGCAUUUCAGGUCCUCAUGCUUACACAAUAAGCACUCUGUGCACUGGGAAAUAUCUCUAUCCCACAUCUAGAAACUAACAACACCUUAGUCUGUCCAGUGGAUGUUACUCAUAAGGGAGGAAGCUUUGAUUUAUAGCUAUAGGCAUUAAGAUGAUGGAAUCAUGUGCUUCUGAAAUAACCAGUCCAUGGAGGGAACUCACGGAACGCUCCUCAUUAUAUAUAAGAAACUGACUACUUUCGGGACUUUGGCCUCUUCUCUGUCAUUAAAGAAACAAUGAAAUAAUCUCUUCUUUAGUCUUGUAGGGGUGAGAACCCAAGAUUGCUUGGACCAUUGAUAUUUGUUUUACUCUGACUACUAACUACAGCUAACUGUCUAUAAUAAUAGAGCACAUUAGUCAUUGCGGCUAUUGAUACAUAUCAGGAUGUCACUGGAAUCCAAGAGAUAAUUCAAAUUUAGAUGUAUGAGACUAUUAACCUUGUCACAAAAACAAAACAAAACAAAAAACCAUGAAAGUUCUGUGAAUUGAAAUGGUUCUUCUCAUAUACAGCAUCAACCCAUGCAUUUUGGAAGUACCCAGGUGCCCACUGAGUGUGUUAGGACAUUAAGCAUUUUUCACAAACCCCUUAGGAGUGUCUCUUGGUCAUCUACAAGAAAGAACAACAGAGAUGUCCUCUGAGGGUUACUUACUGGGCAAGUUGUCCCUGUACAGUCCUGGAAGUCUGGAAGGUGAUACUUUGAUCCCACUCCAAAUCCUACUUUUUCUGUGACUCAGAGCAGAAUUAACAGAUUUUCCCUGUCUGUAUCACUGGUGACUGGCUUGGUAAGGGAGUCAACAUUUGUGUAGGUUCCAGAGAUCCUGAAUGAGAAGGUGCCCCCUCUGACUCCAAUAGGCUAUUCUCUGUUAUAGCAUCAAGGGCAGAUAACAUUGGUGAUCCCCACACUGGAGCAUGUAUUAGAAUCAUUUUGAGGACUUUAAACAUGGGUCUGGUGUAUAGCCAUGGACUCGCUUUUCUAACAUCUCCUCAUGUAAUGUACACAAGUUUUCCUUGGAAUCUGCAUUUCAUUUCUCCUUCAGCCAUAAAAUCAGACACAGGGAGGUCUAGCAGGUUCAAGGGAUUGUAUCAUGCACUAGAUUUGGGGCAAUUUGGAACAGUACAAACCUUGUAACAAUACCAGAGAACACCCAGUAGGUCCUUCUUCUUACAUGGAACACCAGUAAGUAUCCAGAGAGCACCCAGCACGUCCUUACAUGGAACGCCAGUGUUUCUUCAGACAUGGAGGGUGAAUUAUUACCCUAAAUGAAAGUACCCAAAUGACUCAGAUUGUCCU
Molecule: messenger RNA, 3291 nt
Organism: Peromyscus maniculatus bairdii (prairie deer mouse)
Lineage: Eukaryota; Metazoa; Chordata; Mammalia; Rodentia; Cricetidae
Source: RefSeq, a predicted model, not a curated record